Messenger RNA from Oppiella nova, 499 nucleotides. The record is from the annotation of a GenBank genome assembly. NCBI's taxonomy places the organism in Eukaryota, Metazoa, Arthropoda, Arachnida, Sarcoptiformes, Oppiidae.
UUCCCAUAUAUAUUGAAUGGCGAAAAACGUACCAAACGUGGGGAUCGGUCGUGGUCUGGGCAUCGGGAUCGGUACGUUCGGCAUAAACGACACACACGUCCCGCACGUCCCCGUCUGUCAUCCAUCCCAGUCGACAGAAGUGAUUAUAUUGGCGUCUAUUGCGGGGGUCGGGUGUCUCACAAAUGUAUUGCUCAUGUUAUUAGUGAUCAUUAGGAAGCCUUUCAAGAGAUAUCAUAGAAGUUGGUCACAGGGAUUACUACUACAUCAGGGACUGGUAGACUUGGGUCGGGCGCUACUUGUCAUCCCGUUAGCUGUCAGCGUAAUGCUGUGUCAACGGCUGUCUCGGUGUUCAAUCAUCGACUCAGCCUUCCUAUUGCUGGUGACGGUGUCCACCGUUAAUAUGCUCACCUGUCUCAUCAAUGACGCCCCCAUUUUCCCUGAACACGAACAACUGGGUCGAGUCCUGGGUGCCGAGCACAUGCAGCCGGUAAAUAUACUU